Myotis lucifugus (little brown bat) is the source of this 3119-nucleotide messenger RNA. Its product is annotated as calmodulin-regulated spectrin-associated protein 2-like. Gene Ontology annotation, biological process: cytoplasmic microtubule organization; negative regulation of microtubule depolymerization. NCBI's taxonomy places the organism in Eukaryota, Metazoa, Chordata, Mammalia, Chiroptera, Vespertilionidae. Gene Ontology annotation, cellular component: microtubule minus-end. The record is from RefSeq and is a predicted model, not a curated record. The annotation marks the transcript as partial. The transcript is spliced from 4 exons. Gene Ontology annotation, molecular function: calmodulin binding; microtubule minus-end binding.
CCGAGAGCCCGGGCUUUUCUGGGAAACAGGCUCCUCCCUCCUGUCCAGGGAACGGGGCCUGGCCGCGGGCAGCGCUGUGUGGAGAGGGAGCAGAACGGGGAGAACGCGGCUGCCGUUCCCACAGGCCGCGAGGGCGAGCGAGCAGACGCCUCCUGCUGCUGGGAGGGCGGCUGCUCUCAGGUCACAACUUCAUUGUGUCUUUCAGUCUCUAGCCUCUCCCUGGCGUCACUGACCACGGGCGACAGCGAGAGCGUGCAGUCCGGCAAGAGGACGCCCAGGUCGGAGUCCGUGGAGGGCUUCCUGUCCCCGAGCCGCUGCGGCAGUCGGAACGGAGAGAAGGACUGGGAGAACGCGUCCACCACGUCCUCGGUGGCCUCGGGGACAGAGUACACAGGACCAAAGCUCUACAAGGAGCCCAGCGCCAAGUCCAACAAGCACAUCAUCCAGAACGCGCUGGCGCACUGCUGCCUGGCGGGCAAGGUGAACGAGGGCCAGAAGAAGCGGAUCCUCGAGGAAAUGGAGAAGUCGGAUGCGAACAACUUCCUGAUCCUCUUCCGGGACUCGGGCUGCCAGUUCCGGUCUCUGUACACCUACUGUCCGGAGACGGAGGACAUCGCCAAGCUGACCGGCAUCGGCCCCAAGUCCAUCAGCAAGAAGAUGAUCGAGGGCCUUUACAAAUACAACUCCGACAGGAAGCAGUUCAGCCACAUUCCAGCGAAGACGCUGUCGGCCAGCGUGGACGCCAUCACCAUCCACAGCCACCUGUGGCAGAGCAAGCGGCCCGUGACGCCCAAGAAGCUGCUGCCCACGAAGGCGUAGGGUCGGGGUUCCCUCCGGGACGUUCGUGGGGACCGCCGCCGCCUCCUGCCUGGGGAGCCUCCCUGAUCGCCAGCGCACUCGUGUUCGCUGCACUGGGCGAGGCUGCUGCCGGCCGCUGGCGCUCCACCGGGCGGGGGCGGGUUCUCCUCGCCGGUGGUGCCCAUGGCGACGGACGCCGGGUCAGGUGGAGGGCGUGGCCGACCGGCGCGGGCCAGGGGCACGGAGCCCGCCUCACACUGUUGGACUGAAGGGGAAGACGGCGAGGGUACAGAAUAUGGGUUUAUCUGUUGCUUUUUUAACACUUUCCAUGUAUGUGCUUGUCCUCAUGUUUAUUUUGAUGCCUUUCUCUCCGUGGGGUUUAUUCCGAGGUCCCCGUGUUGUGUCCCGUGGGGAUCACGGAGGGAGGUGGCCGCGCAGGCCGCCCGCCUUCCUGUGACGCGCGGGGCCCUGGUGUUGGUCUGACGGGACCUCCUGUUUCCUGGUGUCGGAGCGUCGGAGCCGCAGUAAGCGUGCCGGCCUGUGUUUCUCACUCACUAGUAUUAACGUCUCGGCUCGCGGGGGUGUGGGAGCUGCUGGGGUUCGCGGAGCCCCCGGAGCUCGGCCAGGAGCACGUUGCGGGUUAAUCAGUGUUGUCUGCUUCCCGCCCGAGGGCCGGUCGCCUGAGCUGGGGCGGGGGCGGCUCUUUUCCUCAUUUUAUUUAUAACUGACACCCAAACUCUAUUAGAACUUACACAUGUACAAAGGGCUACACUUUAAUUUUAAAACAGCUUCCAUGACUUUGCUUACGUUGAGUUUUUGUUCUCCUGUAUCCCAUCCGAGAGGGCGGCUCAGAGCGAGCGCACACGUGCCGUGGGCGGGGCUGUCCCCGACGGCCUGUGCCGGGCUCCUGGGAGCCUCGUUCUCAGGAAGAUGCGGGCGAUCAUGGGACCCAGGUGAUCAUGGGACCGGGCGCGGGUGGGUGCGGUAGCCGUGGGCCUUGGGGAGCCUAGGGGAGCGUCAGCGUGUCAGACGGGAGGGUAGAGGCUCACGGGCAGGCGUUUCUCACUGAGUCGUUAGAGUCGCUGGCAUCUCCUGUGAUGCACGUACUUGGAGAGACAGGAGGGACGAUGUCGGACGGGGCUUUCCCGUCGUCCCAGGCCCUUUGGGCAUCCGCGCCUCUGAGUUCCCGACGCUCUCAAUGCUGUCGAUAUCGUCCUGUAAUUUAUGUCCUUAUAUUUAUGUAUAUUUGUUAAAACUGUAAAAAAUUCACAGAUUUUUUCCCAAUAUCUGUGCAAGAUGUAUGUGUAGCUCAAACUACUCGUGACCUGCUGUCUGCAUGUGAGAGGGGCCGUGUGGCUCUCGUGUUGUAAGUGGAUACACGCCGUGUGUAACAUGCGCAUUAAAACGGGGAAAUGCACACGUUACCGUUCAGUCUGUCACGUUAGGGGACGGUUAUCAAAUGGCGUUUAGAUUAAGGCUGGCUUAAAAAGGAGUAAAUAAACCGAAUUAGAAUGUGGCAAAUAGUCACCAAAAAGAGAAUUAGUGAGCAUCGUACGUAACUACAUUUGGUCUUUUUUUUUUUUUACGUAUUUUUAUUGGUUUCAGAGAGGAAGGGAGAGGGAGAGAGAAACAUCAUGGAUCGGCUGCCUCCUGCAGGCCCCGCACUGGGGAUGGAGCCCGCAACCUGGGCAUGUGCCCUGACCAAGAAUCGAACCCAGGACCCUUUGGUCUGCAGGCCGACGCUCUAUCCACGGAGCCAAGCCGGCCAGGGCUACAUUUGGUCUCUUAAACCAGGUGUGGCUUCCGCCGCGUCUUCCUCAUGUCUCCAGGACAUUAAAUUUUCAACAACUGGACGUAGGUCCAUGGGGCAGAGUCACGGCCAAGAGCCGCCCGCUGGUCCCCCGUGUGCGUGGGUCCCGCAGCCGCCGCCUCUAAAGGUAGCGUGUGAUGUCGCCGCAACAGCCCGCCACCCUCAGUGUAGCACCUGCUUCCUUAAUGGCGCAGCCGUUUUUAAAAAUCACGUCUGAAGGGUUCGAUGCAGCUCAUGGGCUUGUCGGUCCUGGGGGUUCCCAGCGACCCGCUGGCUGACACACACCGAGGUCAGGCGCCCGCGACGAUCGCUCAGGUGCACCUGCCGCGCUCUGGAGCCUUCUGCCCUCGCGGCCCGGGGGUGGGGGUGGGGGGGACUGUCAGGGUGUCCUCUGGCCCCUGAGAGCCGGGCCAGCCUUUCCGGGGGACUUCCUGGCGCCGCCCACCUGCCUACGGACGCACGGCCCCGCCCAGUGUGGCUCUCCUCGCCCGAAUAAACGCAUGGCACCCGA